This is a messenger RNA of Nycticebus coucang (slow loris), 2031 nucleotides long. RefSeq names its product myosin IC heavy chain. The record is from RefSeq and is a predicted model, not a curated record. The transcript is spliced from 3 exons. Lineage: Eukaryota; Metazoa; Chordata; Mammalia; Primates; Lorisidae. The coding region runs from base 1 to 627 and encodes 208 amino acids.
AUGGCAGCCGCGCUCCACCCCUCUCUCCCCGCCCCCUCGGCCCGAGUCCGGCCGGGGCUUUGCGCGCCGGCUCCCUCCUCCCCCGCCCCGCACCGCGGCCCGCGCGGGUCCCCCCGCCCCGCCCCGCCCGCGCCGCGCUCCGGUGAGGGGGCUGCGCGGACUCGGGGCGGGGCGGCGGGGAGGGGGGCCGCGGGCCCGGAGGAGGGGAGCGGGGGGAGCCGGGCGCGCGGGCGCGGGGGGCGCCUUCCCGCGCGGGCCUGCGGCGUCGCGGGGGGCUGGCGGCGGGGGUGCCCGUGCGCCCGGCCGGAGGGGGCCUGGCGCGGGAGAAACGACCGCGGGACGUUCCCAGAGCGAGGUCGUCUUCGGAGAACAAAGUCCUCCCGCCCACUCCCCACGCCUGGAGCGGGUCCAGAAGUCUCAGGGCUCGGAGACGGACCGCACCCCGGGAGCUGGAGGGAAGAAUUUGGGAUGUGGGAACUUUGGGAAGUAAAUGCCCAAGCCGGCUCCAUGAACAUCCCCCAGAAGAAUGAGAAAACCCAGAGGAAGGAGAAGGGCAAAAAACACGGCUUUGCCGGCAACGUCGGCGCUCUCGGGCUUGGCCGGAGUGCUCCCGCCGGGGCAGUGUAGAACCAAUCGCGCCCUGUUAGGAGAGGGACGAUAUACCCGGGGUAACAUCCUCCACGCGCCCUCGGCCACACCUUGAAGAAUUUCGGUCCCUCUGGACGGCGCCCGCAGGUACAGGGAGCACCGGAGGGUGCUGGAGGACGGCCCUGCUGCUGCCUGCUCUUCUGCCACCCCCCACCCCCGUGUGCUGCUGUAGGGGACACACGAGCCAGGGGUAACUGCCCCGCUGGCAAACGCACGGCUACUCAGAUAAACUACCUCUUAAUUCUAACAGCCCCGUUUUAAAAGUCUCUUCGUCUCUCAAAUUGUCCUUAACACUCGAAAGGGAGGCCACCCACAACCGGGAAACAAGAUUAGAAGCCUCGAGAAAGCGAUGGGAUCCUUACAGGAGAGAAGCAAUAUUUAGUCAGACGCCAGAAGUUUGGCACCAAAAAAAAAUAGGGAAAACCACUACAGUGCUUUUAUCUAGUCAUCAUGGAGAAAUUGAUGCCCUCAGUCUCUCUACUCAAAUUAUUUUUACUCACUUGCAGUAUGAAUGUCCAAAAAAGAGGGAAUGUUCAUGUAAAUUAUGGUGUUGAAGGGAUAAAGGAAAAUGUUUUUAAUAAAAUGGGAAAUUGCUUGCUAGGGUACAAAACUGCAAAAGUGGACAUGGCAGCUGUAAAAUCACAAACUUAUUUUUAAAUAUUUAGAGAAAAAAGACUGGAAGGAAAUGCAAAAUGUUAAGUUGUCUGGGUGUUGAGAACAUGGGAGGUGUUUUAUUUUUACUCUUUAUUUUCUACAAACUCAGAAACUGCAAACGACUUUUCUAUCCCCACCCAGAAUCGCAUUCAGCCUAUCAGUUUUCCUGUGCCUGCCUUCACUCGCACGCUGAUAGACACACUGGAUAGGGCAGCUACCAACUGAACUCUUGGGCAGAACUUGCAGAGGUUUUCUGUGGUGGUUUUUAAUAUUCCCAAAUGAAACUUGGGUUCCUCGAGAGCUUGGCACAAAGAAAAUGUAAACCAGGCUGGUAUCAAAUCAACGCAUGUUCCAUGAAGAAAUCUCAUUGUUGAGAAAAUUCCCCCUUUUAAAAUUUACUUUUUGGGGCGGCGCCCGUAGCUCAGUGAGUAGGGCACCAGCCACAGACACCGAGGCUGGAGGGUCCAAACCCGGCCGGGCCUGCUGAGCAACAAAGACAACUGCAAUAAAAAAACAGCCGGGCGCUGUGGCGGGCGCCUUGUGGUCCAGCUACCUGGAAGGCAGAGGCAAGAGAAUCGCCCAAGAGUUGGAGGUUGCCGUGAGCUGUGAUGCAACAGCACUCUACCCAGGGUGACAUAGUGAGACGCUGUCUCAGAAAAAUAAAUAAAAUAAAAUUUUAUUUCAUCACCUUAUUCCAAGAUUUAUGGGACUGUAUGAUGAUGCAUAAAC